Molecule: messenger RNA, 570 nt
Organism: Eutrema salsugineum
Lineage: Eukaryota; Viridiplantae; Streptophyta; Magnoliopsida; Brassicales; Brassicaceae
Product: glutathione S-transferase T3-like
Exons: 1
Coding region: 1-570 (189 amino acids)
Source: RefSeq, a predicted model, not a curated record
AUGGAUUCUCAGAACUCGUUUACGCCCUCUGAAGGGUUUGUUCAUCUUUUAAGUAGUCAGUUAACCCCUGAUACUUACUCUCCGUGCAUAGACUUAGGAUCAUCAGACGUUCUCUUGUUUAGCACACAAGGAUCUGAUGAUCCUUCUGAUAUUGCAUUGAAGAGAAAAGUCUGGAGUCCGAAGGAAGACUUGCUCCUGAUUAGUGCGUGGCUCAACACCAGCAAGGAUCCAAUAGUUGGCAACGAGCAAAAGGCCGGUGCGUUUUGGAAGAGGAUCCAGGUCUAUCACAACGCAUGCCCAGAGCUUGUAGGUCUGCCAAGAAGAGAAUGGGCGCAGUAUAAGCAACGAUGGGGAAGACUGAAUGACCAUGUCUGUAAAUUUGUGGGUUCUUACGCAGCUGCACAGAAGGAAAGAAGUAGCGGUCAGAAUGACAACGAUGUGAUGAAGCUUGCGCAUGAAAUUUUUUUCAAUGACUAUGGCAUUAAGUUUGCACUCGAACACGCCUGGAGAGAGUUGAGGUUCGAUCAGAAAUGGUGCACGACCAGCUCAACAAAGGAUGGUGCAUCAUAA